Nannizzia gypsea CBS 118893 is the source of this 825-nucleotide messenger RNA. RefSeq lists its product as hypothetical. The transcript has 3 exons. The record is from RefSeq and is a predicted model, not a curated record. Bases 1 to 825 code for a protein of 274 amino acids. Lineage: Eukaryota; Fungi; Ascomycota; Eurotiomycetes; Onygenales; Arthrodermataceae.
AUGGCACAGCGACAACCCAUAAGAUAUGAUGAUCCGGAGCCUCAGACACGACUCAAUGAAUAUUUUAUCGAUCAAGAUGGUAUCAGCCGUGAGGUUAUCCAAGCAGAUAUUUGCCGUUACCUUGGACGGGAUGCCCUCGUGAGGCCCGGAACUCACCAGGGACGUCCGGGAUACUUCAUCCGUGCCUACCGAAAUUUGACGACUGAAAUGAUUGCAGAUCUGAAAGCAGAUUCUAGGCGUUGGGAUGUCGAAGUCCGUAGCAGACAAGAAGGCGGACAGCCUAGAGGUACCUACUAUGAUACUUAUAAUACCCCAUCAGUGCCUAACAGGUCACCAGCAAAUUAUGACUCUUCCGCCCGACCUCGACCACCAGUAGCAUACCCGCCCUCGCGCCCACAGCAAUCACAGCAGCCGUCAUAUUCUACUUACCCACCUUCCCAAUCAUACCCUGCCCAUCAGUCACAGCCAAACUAUCAAGACUAUGGUAAUCAGCCUGGAUAUUCGCAAGAGGGUAGCUCUUACGUCCCCAGCGGUGGACCACCCUACUCAACACAGUCAACUCCACCUGUAACAACGGCUGAACAGUCAUAUAUCCAUAGUCAGGGUGCCUAUGCCUACCCUGGGGGAAUAUCCCAGCCUCGCUACUCUGGACAAGGAUAUGAGAAUGACCGUGAUUAUUCCCCUGUUGGCCAGUCUACAUCUCCAUACCCUCCAUCAACCGGACCAGACCCAAGAAUAAUGGAGACCGGAUAUCCAGUGGAAUCUGCCUACCAGGACCGCCAACCAGACCGAGGACAUCCUAGGAAUCCUGCCCCCCGUCACUAG